AUGAAUCACAAUACUGCUGCUGUUCUUCCCCGUUUGCCAGUCCCGGAUCUACAGAAGACUGUCACGAAAUAUCUUGAUUCUCUACGUCCCUUUCUUCUUGAGGACGCUGCUCAUGGAGGACCUUCAUAUGAGGACGCGUUUGCGCUGCGGACAAAAUGGGCAGACGAUUUUGUCUAUGGAAUUGGAAGAGUAUGUCAGGAACGUUUACAUGAGCUCGAUAGAGCCUCCCCAGACAAUUGGCUGGACGACAAUUUUUGGUUAAAGAGCUACUUACAAUGGAGAGCGCCUCUUCUCAUAAAUUCCAAUUGGUGGCUUGUAUUCAACGACGACCCGUUACAUCCCUCGGAGGAACAUUUAGUCUCAGGUUUUACCGAAUGGCAGCUUCAAAGAGCCGCUUGGCUUGUCCAUCGGACGUUGGAGUUCAAAGAUAAAGUUGAAUUGCAAGAAUUGCAUCCUGUGACUACAAGAACAGGCGUUUGGAUUCAAGAAAGCGUAUCUAAAAUGUUCAACCUUGCCCGAAUUCCUCAACGCUACUGCGACAUCUUAUCUCAAAUAUCCUCCCCCUCCGAUCCCUUGUCAUGUAACAUUGUUGUGAUGGUGAACAACUGGUUCUAUGCAGUACGGGUUUAUGACCCGGGACCCGAUAAUUCGAGGAUACUCAUCCCCGCUGAAACAUUGCUUGCACGCUUAAAUGUCGUCGUCCAUGAUGCGGCCACUCGCGCAGAGUGCGCGCCCGAGAUCGGAGUACUUUCUGCUGAUGACAGGGAUUCGUGGGCUUCAAUCCUCCAACAUCUUCUAUCCAUUUCUCCACAAAAUGUCGAAACACACGAAGCGGUUGUAAAUUCCCUCAUGUGUCUCUGCCUCGAUAGAGAGAAUCAUUCAAUUGUUUUGCCGUCUUCUUCCUCUUCGCUUCCCCAACCUUCAAGCAUCUCUCAAGCCAGUCUCGACUCCCACCUGCAUGCCAUCCGUUCCGUCCCUUCAAACGUCUCCAAUCGUUUCUUUGACAAACCUUACUCCAUCAUCGUUGACCCUUCGGGUCGAGCUGGUGCAAUGGGGGAACACUCACCUGCUGAUGCCUUAGUCCCAAGCAUUGUGGGCGAGUACGCCGUGGUUCAGCAUGUAGAGAUGACCCAGUCGUUCGCAUCUGCAGAGCAUUCUGCAACUAAUGGGAGCUGGAGUCGACUGGAAUGGGUGGUAGAUGACGAAUCACUGGAAGCCAUACGCGCGGCGCGCGCACGGGCAGAAGCUAAUAUCAAGAACUCAGAUGAUAGUUUGUUAUGGUUUGAAGAAUAUGGUUCUGACUGGAUCAAGAGUGUUGGAUUCAGCGCUGACGCGUACAUUCAGAUGGCUAUACAAAUCGCCUGGUACCGCACGACAGGAGAGUUCACUGCGACCUACGAAACUGCUCUAACGAGAAUGUUCAACAAAGGUCGUACCGAGACGAUUAGAACACUAUCCGUGGAAAGCCGAGCUUUUGUCCUCGCUAUGACCGAUAACGAUCAUUCCAUUUCGAGCGAAACAAAAUGGGAUCUACUCCGACGCGCCGUUCAGAAGCACACUUCUCUUACACGCGAUGCCGCUACUGGGCGGGGAAUCGACCGACAUCUUCUGGGUCUACGGAAUAUGCUUCGACAAGGAGAGCGAAGCGAACUCUUCGAUGAUUUGCUUUUUGCGAGAAGUCAGGAAUGGCGUCUGAGUACGAGUGGUCUGAGCGCUGGUCAUCAUUUCCGCGGGACAGGAUUUGGGACAGUAUAUGAGAAUGGUUAUGGUAUCAACUAUCUUGCUGCACCUUCCAUGGUGAAGUUUGGUAUUGAGACAAAAUUUUCUGGGGGGAAUACUUCUACAGAAGUAUUCAAGGAUGCUGUUUAUUGUGCUUUGAGACAGAUGAGGGAAGUUAUUUUACAAGUCCCACAUAACAAAAGUACUAUCACCCAUGAGCAGCUAAUAAUUAGUAGACUUUGA
Molecule: messenger RNA, 1962 nt
Organism: Lentinula edodes (shiitake mushroom)
Lineage: Eukaryota; Fungi; Basidiomycota; Agaricomycetes; Agaricales; Omphalotaceae
Product: carnitine acetyltransferase
Exons: 9
Coding region: 1-1962 (653 amino acids)
Molecular function (GO): acyltransferase activity
Source: RefSeq, a predicted model, not a curated record